GCCCACGCCAUGUCCCCGCGGCGCCGCCGCCCCUGUGCCGGGGGCUGCCCGGCCAUCCCCGCGUGCCCCCGCAGCCCGGGCGCCGCGCCGUGAGGGGUCCCGCCGAGUCGGGGAGCGCAGCCCGGGAUGGCCUCGCUGGACCUGCCCUACCGCUGCCCGCGCUGCGGCGAGCACAAGCGCUUCCGCAGCCUGUCCUCGCUGCGGGCGCACCUGGAGUACAACCACACCUACGAGACCCUCUACGUGCUCUCCAAGACCAACAGCAUCUGCGACGCCGCCGUCUUCCCGCUGGCCGCCGACGCGGCCCUGCUGAGCCCGGCCGCCCGCAGGGACUACUUCGAGAGCACCUCCUUCCAGGGCAAGGAGCAGCGCUUCUCCUGCGACCUGGUGCCCGCCGAGGAGCUGGAGCCGGCGCCGGCCUCGUCGCCCUCGCCGCGCUAUGUGCACGAGAUCGAGAUCCCGCUGACCGAGCUCUUCGCCCGCGGCAAGGCCGUGGCGCCCGCGCCCGUCCCGCCGGCCGCCGCGGACGCGGCCUACGAGGAGGGCCUGGCCCGCCUCAAGAUCCGCGCCUUCGAGAAGCUGGAGGUGGACAAGAGGCUGGAGAAGCUGACGGAGGAGGUGGAGCAGAAGAUCGCCUCGCAGGUGGGCCGGCUCCAGGUGGAGCUGGACCGCAAGAGCUCGGAGCUGGAGAAGGCCAAGCAGGAGAGCCUGCGGCUGAGCCGCGAGAAGCAGGAGCUGGAGGACCGCGCCUCGGAGCUGUCCCGCCAGGUGGACGUCAGCGUGGAGAUGCUGGCGUCCCUCAAGCAGGACCUGGUGCAGAAGGAGCAGGAGCUCACGCGGAAGCAGCAGGAGGUGCUGCAGAUCGACCAGUUCCUGAAGGAGACGGCGGCGCGGGAGGCCAACGCCAAAGUGCGGCUGCAGCACUUCAUCGAGGAGCUGCUGGAGCGCGCCGACCGCGCCGAGAAGCAGCUGCAGAUCAUCAGCAGCAGCUGCGGCACCACCCCCAACGGCAGCCUGGGCCGCUGCGGCACCCCGGCCACCAAGGGCAUCGCCAGAGCGGCACCUCUGCGGGCACAGAGAGAGCGGCACCCGGGCCCGGGGGUGGCCGCGCACGGUCCCUACGGCGUGUCCAACCAGCGCUCCUCCUCCAGCACCGGGGCCUCGAGCCGGGCCAAGGCUGUGUCGCAGAGCUCGGGCUGCUACGACAGCGACAGCGCGGAGCCGUGUCCCGCGGAGGACGCGGCCGAGGCACCGCCGUUCGCGGCGCGGGGCUCGGGGCUGCGCCGCCAGGCCAUCCACAACUGGCACCGCCGGCCCUACCGCAACAGCACCGAGGGCGAGGAGGGCGACGUGUCCGACGUGGGCUCCCGCACCACCGAGUCGGAGGCCGAGGGCUGGGAGCCCGAGGGGCCGGGCUGCGCCGCGUCCCGAGCGCCCGGCGGCUGCCGCCUGACCGUGGCCACGGACGCCGGGUGUGCCGCGGGCAGGCCCGAGGGGGCCGGGGGCAAGGCGUGCCGGCCGGAGCGGGGCAGCCCGGGCCACUCCAGCGAGGUGAUCAGCCCCGAGAUCCUCAAGAUGCGGGCGGCCCUCUUCUGCAUCUUCACCUACCUGGACACCAGGACGCUGCUGCGCGCGGCCGAGGUGUGCAAGGACUGGAAGUUCGUGGCCCGGCACCCGGCCGUGUGGACGCGGGUGCUGCUGGAGAACGCCCGCGUCUCCUCCAAGUUCCUGGCCAUGCUGUCCCAGUGGUGCACCCAGAUGCAUUCCCUCACCCUCCAAAACCUGAAGCCGCGCCAGCGGGGCAAGAAGGAGAGCAAGGAGGAUUACAUGAAGAGCACACGGGGCUGCCUGGAAGCGGGGCUGGAGUCCCUGCUGAAGGCGACGGGCAGCAACCUGCUGAUCCUGCGCAUCUCGCACUGCCCCAACGUGCUGACCGACCGCUCCCUCUGGCUGGCCAGCUGCUACUGCCGGGCCCUGCAGGCUGUCACCUACCGGAGCUCCACGGACCCCGUGGGCCAUGAGGUGAUCUGGGCCCUUGGAGCAGGCUGCAGGGACAUCAUCUCCCUGCAGGUCGCCCCUCUGCAUCCCUGCCAGCAGCCGACGCGCUUCAGCAACCGCUGCCUGCAGAUGAUCGGGCGCUGCUGGCCCCACCUGCGGGCGCUCGGCGUGGGGGGCGCCGGCUGCGGCGUGCAGGGCCUGGCAUCGCUAGCCCGGAACUGCAUGAGGCUGCAGGUGCUGGAGCUGGACCAUGUGGCCGAGAUCAACCAGGAGGUGGCUGCCGAGGUGUGCCGGGAGGGGCUCAAGGGGCUGGAGAUGCUGGUGCUGACGUCCACCCCGGUGACCCCCAAAGCCCUGCUGCACUUCAACAGUGUGUGCCGGAACCUGAAGUCCAUCGUGGUGCAGGUGGGCAUUGUGGACUACUUCAAGGAGCCCCACAGCCCCGAGGCCAGGAAGAUGUUUGAAGAAAUGGUGAACAAACUCCAGGCCCUGAGGAAAAGACCCGGCUUCUCCAAGAUCCUGCACAUCAAGGUGGAAGGAGGCUGUUAGCCCUCCAGGGACCCCACAGCACAGCCCGCGGCCCUGGGCACCAAACCCGGGUGGGGACCCCCGGCUGGAGCCCCAAACCCUCGCGGGCCCUUGGGACCGGCGGCCGGGGCCAGAAGGUGCUAUCAAGGACAAUUUUGGGCUGCCCCGAGAGCCAAGAGCUCUUUCCCAGGAGGGAAGACGGCUUUGAAGGCCAAGGAUGCGUGUUUGGGGUCCCACUGAACUCUCUUUGGGAUGGCUCAGCCCAUCUCGGGGUCUUGGCUGGGCUCGGCCCACAGCCCCGGCCUGUCCGUGGGGUGGGGAGGGGCUGCUCCUCCCCAGCAUUCCCACAGGGUUUCUGCUCCUUUUUAUUUGGGAUUUGGCAGAGGGGCACCCAAAGCCGGGGAAGCAGUCCCAGAAACCAGCACACCACAGCACAAGGAGCAGAGCUGCACCUCGGGGCUCGGGGAGCACAGGAGAGAUGGGCGCUCUCCCAGAGGUCUCCAGCCCCGCUCCCUCUCCACCAAAACCCUCCUGCCAAGGCAAUAAACCAGCUGCAAAAUCUUCAUCCACCAGGAAAGGGGUCACCAUCCUGUCCCCACCAUCCACGCCCGGACUCCAUCCGGGCUCAGAUGUCCCGUGUGGAGAGAGAGACUGUCAUGGGACACCCCCGUUUGCCUUCCUGAGCAGCCUGAAGGAGAAACACUGGCCAGAUUGUCCUGAAAUUAUCCUGGCAAAAGCACCAACCAACAGCCCUGGCUGACCCUUAUCUACAGCCACCAUUUUCUAAAUCUGAUUUUUCUUCUGAGUGUCCUCAGCCUGCAAGGACAUCCUCAUCCCCAGAACAUCCUUCUUCCACGGGAACAGGCUUUGGAAAGGCAUCCAGUGGGGUCAAGCAUCUCCAUCCUGCACCCUGGGGAGAAGGUACCAGGAGGUGGCCCUGGCACUGGGGACACCCCUCAGAGCACUGCCAGCAGUGGGGACACCCCAGCCUUACCCACAGCCCCAGCCCCGUGUCCUGGGACCCCUUGGACGGGGCUGAGCGGAGAGGAAGCGGCUGGGAAAGUGGAUUUGGGGCUCUCCCCUCUUCUCUGGCCCAGCGCUGGAGGUUUUGGUGCCUGGUGGCCAGCGUGGCUGUGAGGGGACACCUCGCAGAGCCCGUCCCCACGUGGAGCGUCCCCCGGGCGGGACCGGGCUGCAGAUCCAGCACCACGUCCCUCACCCACGGCACGAGAGCUGCUGCCCUCAGCUGGGGCUGCCACACAGCCCGUGGGGUCCCCAGAGCAAGGAAAAUCACCCCCAAAUGGCCGAGGCUGGUGUGGCUCUGGAGGCAGCUCCCAAACUCCAACCUGGAGACCCUUCAGCCACCCUUCAUCCCACCUGCGCUGUCUGCUCUGAAACAGGGGCAGGGUUUUGUGGCCACAGCCCCCGUGGGCAGCAGCCCUGCUCCCCCUCCAUGCAGCUUUCCAGGAGAAGGCUGGCCCUGAAUGCACAAAAUGAGAGUGAAAACGCCUGCCAGAAACUCCUGCACCCCACGGAUGAACCCUGGCAGCGGGACCAGCUCCCUGCCGUGCCCAGCGCGGGUUUACCUCCACCUGAGCAGCCUGGCACACUCCCAGUCCAGGGGCAAGAGCAGCAAGGGAUGCCUCGAGCAGCAAAACCCACCCAGCAGAGCUGCCGGGUCCCCGGGGACCAUCCAGCCCCGUGCAGGAGCGUGGCCCGGUGGAGAUGGCACCACCUCCGUGCCGGGCCUGUGGAAUUCCCUUAAAAACAAAACAAAGUACGUAUUUAUUUCUAUAAACAGAAGAAGGAAAAAGAAACAAGAGAUUUUAAAGGAAAAUUAUAUACUCAGCAUGUUUGUACACUCUGUGCUUAAAGACUCUGGUGGCCCAGAGCGGUGGCCCAGGCCUGGAGGUGGCUGCUCCGGGUGUGCCGGUGCCUGGAGCCUCUCCCGGGCCGUGGGGAGGGUGAGGAUGAGGUGAUGGAAAGGGGGAGGUGUGAGGACUCUCAGAGGGUCAGUGCUGCGUGUGUGGUGGGUGUGUGGUGGCGUUGGUGACUCUGUGACAUCCCCACCCCUGCGCUGCCCCCGGGGCUUUGGAAGUCACGGCAGGACCCUCACCUGGACUCGGCAGGACCCUCACCUGGACUCUGCUUUGGUGCAUCCCCAAGACCAGAUCAAACUGUCACCUCUCCUUGGGGCAUUCCCGAAAAUCCCAGCUCAGCAAAGCCACUUUUUACAAAAAUCCUCGGAUGACACAAGACCUUCAGCGGGUUCAAGGAUUAGAAGAUGGAAAGUGGGGGUUUCUCCCUGUUUGGCUUGGGCUUGAAUGGAUCCCUUCCUCAUCCUCCUCCUCCUCGGCUGGGGAUGAAGGCGGCUGGCACAGUGACAGGAGUGCUGGGCAGGAGGGCCCUGCUGGUGGCUCCUAAUUGCCCAGCUUGUUAAUGAGCUCAUUAAGGGCUCUGAAAUGUCAGAAGGAUGCUGCCCCUGCUGCUUUCUCUGCCCUGUCCCGCAGGAGUGUGGCCCCAUAAGGAUCCAUCCCCGCAGGAGCUCCGGCCAGGCUGUCCCUGGCUCACGGCGCCUCAGCCCCAUUUCCUCUGAAGUGAUGGGAAUGCCCACAAAUCCCGAAUUUCCUGGGAAAGCCUUCAAACCACGCAGCACGUUCAGCUCAGCCCCUGAGGAGAAGUGCCAGAGGGGCUCUGCGAUGACAAUCCCAGAAAACUGCACGGAUCCGAGAGAGGACUGGGGUCACAGCGAUGGGCAGAGCUGGCCGGGCGGGAUGGACGGUGGUUCUGAGCCUGGCUCCUGCAGGACCGCUUCUGGGGAGAUUUAUUCCUUUUCUACGGCGUUUUCCCAAAGUUUCCCCGUGGCUGACACUGCCAGCAUUCCCCUUCACCCGAGUUCGGGCGCUGGUCAGGGAUUCCGAGAGGAACAUCACCAAAGGCAGCUCGGGGGCCAAAGCCAUCCCAAAUCCUGUUUGUGUGUCUCCCUCGUGUUGGAUUUCCCUCGUUCCAUCACUCCAAGCCGCAGGAGCUCUGGGGAUCAGGGGCCUCCUCCUGCCUUAUCCCUCUGCCUUGGGGCUCCAGGUGUCAGGGAUGAGGGAAAAGGGACACCCAGGCUGGCUCUGCCCCACCAGGAUUUUAAACCUCUUUGUCCCUCUUCUUGCCGUGUGUCCUGGUCCCUGCUGCCACCAAGGGCAGGGCCAUGGCAGGGGCUUGUCUCAAAAAGAGCCUGGAUUUAGGGAAAACAGAACAAAAACCAACCCAGGAGAAGUGAUGGUAAUGGCUCCAAAAGUGGUUAACAGAUGUUUUCCUUCAGCUUUUAGGGGAGGCCCCAGCCCAGGAGCUGGAGCAUUGUUCAGCCUCAUUUUGGGGUGAGAAACAGCAGGUUUGGGUGGAGCAAAAGCAUUUGGGAAUUGGUGCCAAAUGAGGAAGUGCUUGAAAAGGUAAAGAUCCCAGGGAGAUUUUGGGAAGCAGAGGUGGUUUGUUGUGACUGAUUGCAGGGUGUUGUGAGGUGGUGAUGGACCUUCCCCAUCAGUGGGAGGCAAAAUAAUCCCUGGGGAGGGUGGGAGAGCACUGAGGAAAAGCUGCUGCAGCAGCGAGGAGGGAAAACUGCCCAAAAGCAAGGGAAAAAAAGGGAUUUUCUAAUGCAGCCUCGGGAUUGAGCCCCGUGGAGGGCAACGAGGCAGGUUGGGGCCGGGGACAAGUGGGUGCAAUGGUGUGGGGCAGUUUUUGGGAUGCAAAGAGGUAAUGCACAGUUGCUUCGAGAUAAUCAGAGGAGAUAAUCAGUGCAGAGAACAGAGAUAUAUAAAUCAGGAACUGGAAUCAUUCCCUACAGCCCUGGAUGGCAGCGGUGUACAGCGACCUCCCCUCCCCCGAGGUUCCCGUGGCCUCCCAAGUUAUUUUUUUAACUCUCUAUAAAUUUAGGUCUAUUUUAGUCUUUCCGCAGCGAUGUGCCAGUGUCUGGAGAACCAAACGUCCCUUUCUGCCCCCACCCCGUGGUCCCUGGAUGCUAAACUGGGCCUUGGUGCGAGAGCUGCCGGAGCAGUUCCUGAGGGGAGCGCUGGGAUGGGGCAGGGCAGGAGCUGGAGCCUGGGGCAGGAGCCAGGGCUCCGGCCAGCAGCCCGUGGGUUUAGCACUUUGGUUGGAACUCUCACCUGUAGACGCACUUUGAUGUUGUUGCUUUGAAACUUUGGCAAGUGUAAACCAUGUGUAUUUAAAGAAUUACAGAGAAACGACCCCCAGCAAAGCGUGUAAAGAGCUAUUUUAUGAUUCAGUGUUGAAUAAAGACUCUGGAGAUCGA
Molecule: messenger RNA, 6823 nt
Organism: Taeniopygia guttata (zebra finch)
Lineage: Eukaryota; Metazoa; Chordata; Aves; Passeriformes; Estrildidae
Gene: FBXO41
Product: F-box protein 41
Molecular function (GO): protein binding
Source: RefSeq, a predicted model, not a curated record